GUACGGUCGUGGCAUGACGGAGCGACUCGACUCAUUAAAUGGGGGUGGCCGGGCGCGGACGACCACUGAUGCUGAUCGGAAUGCUCGAACUUUGCGCUUUACAAAUCAUUAGCAUGUCCUUGUAUUUUUCAUUUAUGAUGCACAUCAUGGUCGCUCUCGGGCUCGAAUUCACAGGCGAAAGCAACAAAAGCUUUAUCUUAAUGGAUAAUACUGGGAACGUUCCCGUCCUGACGGGAAUCAACAAUCAAGACGCACCAUAAACAUGCAGACACUGUAUACUAGUCUACAGUGAGUCAUAAGGCGAGCGGUCAUGAGACGUAAGACUUGAGCUUGAAAGUUUGUUGGAGGUGUGAUACUCGCUUGAUGUCUCGGUAGGGCUUGGAACUGUGAAGACAAAUGUCGGAC
Molecule: messenger RNA, 405 nt
Organism: Suillus fuscotomentosus
Lineage: Eukaryota; Fungi; Basidiomycota; Agaricomycetes; Boletales; Suillaceae
Exons: 1
Coding region: 39-260 (73 amino acids)
Source: RefSeq, a predicted model, not a curated record